Bubalus bubalis (water buffalo) is the source of this 17692-nucleotide messenger RNA. RefSeq names its product chromosome 12 C2orf16 homolog (gene SPATA31H1). The transcript has a single exon. NCBI's taxonomy places the organism in Eukaryota, Metazoa, Chordata, Mammalia, Artiodactyla, Bovidae. Bases 1 to 17322 code for a protein of 5773 amino acids. The record is from RefSeq and is a predicted model, not a curated record.
AUGGAAUUGGGUUUGCCUGAACCACAGGAUAUGAUUUCUUCUUCCACCUCCUCUGUUUUUGUGGCUCAGGAGCCUGUCCUACCCUGUUGUGACUGUAAGAAUGCAGAACAUUCUACUGACAGUAGCAUCUCCUCUGGAUCAUCCUACAGCUCGAGCCUGUCUCACCUUCCCGUCUUUUCUGAAGAAACAACUUGGCAAUUCCGGAGCCAUAGUUUACCUAUUUUACCCCAAAAUCAACCUCCUGUGUUCAGGAACCAAGGCAGAUCUCAGCCUUCUUUUAUGCUUUCAGAGCUUGGGAAAUCAGAACUUUUUCAGAAUUUGGAAACUGUUUCAUCCUUAAGCCCUCAAAGCACUUUUAUCAACUCUUCUUUUGAAUCUCCAGAUCUCCACAGACAAGAAGAAAAAACAAAGGAUAAGAGAAGAAGCAAGAGUGAUUUGACAUCAGAUCAUAAGCCAAAUAUUAUCUUCAAAGAGAGACCACUAUUGUCAGGGUCAGCUCCAAUCCAGCUCUCUCCUUUGGCUAGGUGGGAGUUAGAGGGACAUAUGGCUUGGAAGGUUUGUACUUUGCGGGAACAAACAGUGCCUCUGCCUGUGAGGGAAUCAUGGUCAAUGCUGAAUUAUUUAAUUGAGGUGCAAGGAGGAGUCCCUGAACCAGAAAAACCCCAAAUCCAGCUAUCGAUGCCCAUUCAUCAAAGCACUGAGCAAAAUAUCAACAAUGAAUCCCCAGACCUUCCAUCUCUUCAGCUCCAAAGGAACACUGGAGUGGCAUCUGGAUUAAAUAGAACAGAAACAAGAAUUUCUCAGACUCUUAUCUCAGGUAAGCAGUCACAACCUGGAGAUGGCCCCCAAAUCCUUGAAUCCAGGCCAUUAAUGACAUCAGUAGAUACUCUACUUCCCAAAAGCUUAGGAGCUGACAUCACUCAAGAGGAAAUGACUUUACUGAAGAAGCACCCAAAACACGUGCUAGAGCUUAAUAUAAAGCAGAGGGUCUUAGGUCUUCCAGAAAAAAGGAUACAACAGCAACAGACCCAGGUGCCUAAUAUGGAGCUGAACCCACAGCUACCAUACCAAGUCACAGAUAGUGUAAAAGUUACCCCACUGGCAUUACUUCAAGUCAUGGAUUCAAUGGGGAUGAUUCCAGAUUCACAUUCAGAAGUGAUAGAAUCUGUGGGUUUGUUCCAAUGGCCACCAAAUGAAGUUGAAAAACCAAUGGAAGCCAUGGAAACAGUGCAUGUAAGCAAAAAACCAUCAUAUCAAGUCAUUAAAUCAGUGGAGGUAACCCCAAGACCUCAGCAGCAAGUUAUGGAAUCAAGAAAGAUAACUUCAAGACAGCUGAAUCAAGUAAUAGAUAAUGUGAAGGUAACUCCGAUAGCAUUGCUUCAAGUCAUGGAUUCUAUGGGGAUGAUUAAAAAAUCACAUCCACCUAUCAUACAGUCAAUGGGAAUGACCCCAACAAUGCAAUAUCAAGUUAUGGAGUCAGUAAAAAGGAGUACAUUGUUGGACCAUCGAGUCAUACAACCAGGAAAGACGAAUCCAAGACUACGACAUGCAGUCAUAGAAACUGUGGAAAUAACUCCAGGGCCACAUAAAGUUAUGCAAUCAGUUAAUGUAACAUCAAGGCCACAAAGUCAAGUCACAGAAUCACUGAAGAUUACUCCAGGGCCAAUAUGUCAAAAUAUGAAAUCAUUUGAAACGAUCCCAAGGCCAUUGCAUCAAGUGAUGGAUUACAUGAAAGUGACUCCAGUAGCACUAUUACAAGCUAUGGAUUUUAUGGGGAUAAUUCCACCAACAAAGUCACAUGUUAUAGAAUCUGGGGGUUUGAUCCCAGAUACACAGUCUCAGAUUGCAAAUUUAACCCCAAGGGCAAUUCAAUCAGAUGGUUUGACUUCAAGGUCUUUUACUACUAUUGGUACAUUUGGAGUGGUAGAAUCUGUGGGCUUACCUCCAAAGCCACCACAUAAAGUCAUGGAAUCAGGAGGAGUGAUUCCAAUAUCUCAAGCCAACUCCAGGAUUGAGUUGACUCCUGGGUCAUGUAUUCAAGUGCCAGACUUUGAGGGGAUGACUCCACAACCAUAUUAUCAAGGCACAGAAUCUAUGGCAUUAACACCAGGGCCAUCUCAUCAAGUCACGGAGUCUUCGAGGUUGACCCCAGGGCAUCAAAUUCUGGAGUAUUCAGAGAUGAGUCCAAGGCAAAGUCAUCAUGUAAUAGAAACUAUGGAGUUGACCUCUGACCCCUGGAUAAAAAUGGAGAAAUCUGCAGAGGUGACACAUUCACAUCAUCAAAUGAUGGAAUCUUUAGGGACAAUCCCAAGGUCACUGGGUACAGGUACAAAAUCUAUGGGAAUGGGCCAAAAGCCACUGCCUCAAGUCACAGAAUCUGCAGAAAUGUCCACUACAUCAGUUCCAGAUGUGAACUAUAGAGAGAUGAAAUCAAUUCCACAAAUUAAGGUUAUGGGUUCUAUGACGUUAUCCCCAAGACUGCAAAAUUUGAAGUCUGGGAAACUGGUUUUGGCACCAGAGUCACAAAAUAUAAAAUCUGUAGACAUAACCACAGGUUCAGUCCCAGAACUGGGAAAUCACACACAGCCAGUCUCAACUGUGAACUCUAUAGAACUGGCCACAGAACCAGAAUGGCAGAGUGUAAAACCUGAGGAGUUGGCCACCACCCCACAGGGGCAAAAUGAGAAAUCUGUGCAGUCAGCCCCAGGGGCUCAGCUUCAUGGUGUGAAAUCUAUCCAACUGAUGCUGGGACCCCAACAACAAAGUAAAAAGUCUACUGGGUUAGUUCCAGCACCACAGUUGCAAAGUAAGAAAUCUACAGAUUUGGUCCCCAGUUCACAGUUGCAAGGUAUGGAAUAUGUUCAUUUGGCUCUACCAUCAGAAUUUCCAGGUAUAAAAACUGUGGAAUUGUCUCCAAGAGUAGUACAAAAAGAUAUGAAACCUAGGGAGUUGGCCCCAAAGCCAUGGUCACAGGAUGUAAGAUCUGAGGAGACAGCCCCAAUACCAUUGCGUGAAGAUGUAAAAACUCCUCAAAUGGUAGAAAGUACAAGACUGACUCCUGAGACAAAGGUAGAAGGUAUGAAAUAUGAGGAACUGAUCCCAGGAGCACACAUUCAAGCAGUAAAAUCUGUAGAGGUAGACUCCAGACCAAAUCAUCAAGUCACAGAACCUGAAGGAAUGAUCUCACGGUAUCAAGCUUCAGAAUUUUUAGGCAUGAUCUCAGAACCAGGAUAUCCAGAAACAGAAGCAAAGCUAACCCCUGACACUGGUCACCAUGGGAAAGAGUCUAUGGGGUUGAUACAAUCAUUUUUAGGAAGUACCCCCAGGUCACUGAGCCAAGCAUCUAUGCAGAUGAACUCAAUGUCAUUCAGGGGCACUCUUGAGCCUAUGUUCCAAAGUGUGAGAGCCAUGGACGAAACUCCAGUGUCACAGCACACGACACAAGAAUCUCUGGAGUUGGUACUAGGAUCAGAGAUGCAAGGUAUGAAAUCAAACAUGUUGACCCCAGAGUCUCAGGAUACGAAGUUUGUUCAUCCAAAUCUAGGACCAUAUUCAGAAGUUAUGAAUUAUGAGGAGCUGAUCUCAGAACCACAAUUUCAAAAUGUGAAAUCUGUGUCAUUGACCUCAGAACCACAGUCCACAAGUAUAAAACCUGAGGAGUUGACUCUAGGGCCAUUAAGGCAUGAUGAUUUUGUGGAUUUACAUGUACCACUGGAAGAAUCUAGUAGGUUAAUUCCUGAGUCACAGUUACAACAUGUUGAAUCAAGGAAAGUGACCAUGGGACUGCAUUUACAAGGAUUAAAAUCUGUGGGUCUAACUUCCAGACCAAGGCAUCAAGACAUACCACCUACAGAGUUAGCUGCUGAGAUCUGGCCACAAAAGGAGGAAUCUGUAGUCUUGAAACCUGGUGGUGUGAUGCCCAGGCUGUAUUUUCAAAAAAUUUCAGAGUUGACUCCAGGUCAAGACCAUCAAGACACAGAAACUGUAAGACUGAUUUCUGAGGAUUUGCCCCAAGUUAAUUUGCCCCAAUUAAUGCAAAAACCAACAGAUCAAGUCAUAGAAUCUGCAAGAAUGACUCCUCUAAGGCCACAUCUUCAAGAUACAGGAUCAUCAGAGAUACCCCUAAGGUCAGAAUAUGCAAACACAGAAACUGUGGGGUUAGCAACAUUUCCAGUUGAAAACAUCCAGGAGGUAAUACCAGUACAACCAUAUUCAGAAAAAGGAUCUCUGGAGUUGACUUUAGAACCAAGGAUGCAAUAUGAGGUAUCAGAGCCACUACUACAAAAUUUGAAACAUGUGAAGUUAACCUCUGAGUCAUCCCCAUUAGUGGUGGAAUCUAAACAGUUUAUUACAGGAGCAAAACCACAAGUUACAGAGUUGACUCCAGAGCCACAGCUCCAGGAAGUAACAUCCAGGCAGUUGGAGUCAGAGCCAAAACUACAAGACGUGAAAUAUGUUAAUUUAAUUCAACAGCCAACUACUACCAAAAUGGUAGAAUCAGAGAAGCCAAUACAAGAGCCAGUCCUACAAAGUAUGAUACCAGAGGAACUGACUCAGGAGGUACAGCCCCAAGGUGAGUCCCUGGGACCACAGUUGCAUAGUGUAAGAUUUUCAGAGUUACGUCCUGAACCACCACUUCAAGGAGAAAGACUUUUAGAUUUAAUCUCAGGGUCUCCACAUCACAGUGUGACGUCUGAUGAAUUGACCCCAGGUUCCCCAAUGCGAGAAAUAAAAUUGUCAGAUUGUACCCCAGGACCAAAGCGCCAGAGUGUUGUAUCUAUACAGUUGAUGGCAAAACCACAAACUCAAAGUACAAAAUUCAUGGAACUAAGCUCAGUACCGUGCUUACAAGGUGUUAGAUUUUCUGAUCUGACUCCAGACCCAAAGCAUCAAGGUUUUGAACAUGUGCAGUUAAUGCCAGGAACACAGCUUCAAGAUACAAAGGCUGUAGGAUUUGUAACAGAGUCAUCUUUGCAGUUAAGUCAAGGGCUCCCAGUUGAAAAUAUGAAAUCUAUUCUGUCUGUUGAAGGGUCACAGUUUAACAGCAUGAAAUCAGUGAAAUCGACCUCAGAACUUCAAGAUAUGAAAUCUGAGGAACUGAACCUAGGGUCAAGGCAGCAAGAUGUCAAAUUUUCUGAAUUGACCUCAGGGCCAAAGCUUCAAGGUGUCAAAUUUGGGAAGCAAAUCCCAGAAUCACCAUUUCAUAGUGUGACUUCCAUGGAGACAGCUCUAGAGUUAGGGCUUCAAGAUUCUAAAUCAGCAAAGAUGUCUCCAGGGCUUCAAGGUGUGAAACAGGUGGGGCCAUGGCUACAAGAUAUCAAAUUUUGUGAUCUAACAUCAGGAGUUCAGUCUCAAGGUGUGAAAUCCUCUGAGUUAAACUCAGGGCCACAACUACAAUAUGUGAAGAUUUUUGAGUUAACUCCAGAACCAAUGAUGCAAGGAGAAAGAUCUAUGAAGUUGGCCUCAGGACCUGAGCAGCAAGGGGUUAAGCCUGAGAUGUUAAGUCCAAAGCCACUGUUUCAAGGCAUAAAAUGUGAAGCAGCAGACCAAAUGUCAAGCUUUGAAGGUGACAUUUCUUAUAAAUUAGUUUCAGAGCCACAGAGACCAGAUGUAAAAUCUAUGGAGGUGUCUCCUGGACUCCAGUUGCCAAGUGUAAACUAUUCUGAGUUGACCAGAGGACCACUGUUGCAAGUUAUGAAAUCUUCUGGAUUGACCCAAAGACCACAGAUGCAAGAUGUAAAACCUGCAGCGAGGACCCCAAUCUCAGAGGUUGAAGGUUUACAAUCUGAGGCACUAAUGCCAGAGCCACAGCUGGAAGAUACAAAAUCUGUGAAGUUAACCCCAGGACCACAUUUAGGAAGUCUGAAAUCUAUUCAGUUGACAUCAAAGCCACAACUGGGAAAUGUUAAAUCUAUGGUGUUAACCCCUGGGUCACAGGGGGAAGAUGUGAAACCAGUAGAGGUGACCCCAGGCUCAAAACUUCAUGGUUUAAUAUCUGAGUUGCUGUCCUCAGAGUCAGAGUUGAAAGAUGUAAACUCUGCAGUCUUAACUCCAGGACAACAUCCAAGAGGUAUGAAAUCUACAUUGCUAACCCCAAGUCCACAGCCGGAAGAUAAAAAAUCUGUGGAGAUAACCUCAGGACCACCGAGAGAAGAUGUCAAAUCUGUGAAACUCACCUCCGAUUCCAAGCUUCAAGGUGUGAAAUCUGAUAUGUUGGCACUGUCCUUAAGAAAUCAAGGAUUAAAAACUGUGACGUUCAUCCCAAGAACGCAACUGCAAGAUGUGAAAGCUGUAGAAUUGAAACUUGGGCCAAGGAUGCAAGAUGAGAAUUCUGUGUUUUUGGCACCAUGGUCAUUGCUGCAAGGGCCUAAACUGCAAGGUAUGAAACCUCAGGAAUUGACAAAUUUGACAAAGCCCCAAAUGCAAGAUGUGAAAAUUUUGCAGCUAACCCCAUGUCCAAAGCUUCAAAGUUUAAAACCUGUGGAGGAGACUCCAGAUCAAGAGCUGCAAUUUGCAAAACCUAUGAAGUUGACCUCAAGGCCAAAGAAGCAGGUAGUAAAAUCUGUGAAUGCAAGCAGAAGACAAAAGUUUCAAGGAGUAAAAUCUGUGGAUUUAGCCCCAAAGCAACAGUUUCAAGAGACGGCAAUUGUGAACUUAACUCCUGGGCCAAAACAUGUUGGUGAGAUAUCUGUAAUCUCACCAGAGCAGCAAUGUGUGAAUUCAGAGUCACUGAAGAGAGGGUCUAAGUCAGAAGAUGGGAUGUCUUUGGAGUUAAUUCCAGAGCUAAAAUUUAAAGAUGGAAAAUUAGUAGAUCUCAACUUUGAAUUACAGUUGAAAGGUAGGGAAUCAUCUGAAUUGACUCCAGAAUCAAAUAUUCAAGGUGUAAAAUCUAAAAAGUUAAAACUUGAACCACAGUUGCAAAGUAUGAAGUCUCCCAAGUUGACCCCAGGACCACAGUUACACCAAGUAAAAUCCUCAAAGUCAACUUCAAAGCCACAGCUUCAAGGUGUGAAAACUUCUGAGUUUAAACAAGAGCCACAGCCUGAGAGUAUGAAACAUAUUCAGUGGAUACCAGGAUAUGAGUUCCAAGACGUGAAAUCUGCAGGGUUAAAUCUUAAGCCACAACCUCAAGGUGGCAAAUUUGUAGAGUUGAAAUAUUCAACACAGUUAAGAGAUGCAAAGUCAUCUGCAUUGCAUCUGGGGCCAAAAAUUCAAGGUACAGCAUAUAUGAAGUUUAACCUCGGGCCACAGUUGAAGAGGGUGAAAACUCCUGAGUUGUCUCCAGGACCACAGAUGCAAGAAGGAAAAGUUUUGGCAUCAACCUCAGAGCCACAGUUUCAAGGUAUGAAAAUUGUGGAGUUAAACCAAAAGCCACAGUUUGGAAGUAUGAAAACUGUUCAGUGGAUGCCUGCACCAAUGUUUCAAGGUGUGAAAUCUCUGCUAAAUCUUGAGUUGCAACCUCAGUGUGUCAAACCAACAGAGUUGAUACAGUUGAGAGAUAUGAAGUCAUCUGUAUUGACCCCAGGGCCAAAGCUUCAAGAUAUACAAUCUUUGACAUCACUCCAAGAGUCUCAGGCUCAAGGUCUCAAUGUGAAACCCUGUCUACAGUUUAGCAGAAUGAAAUCAUGUGACUUGACUUCCAAGUCAAAGCUCUGUGAUAUAAAAUCUAUGAUGUUCAAACAUAGGCUUAACUUGCAAGAUGGCGAAUCUCCUUCAUUGACCCUAGGACCAUGGCAUCAAGAAGUGAAACCAUUACAGUCAGCCCCAGGAACACAGCUUCAAGGUGUGAAGUCUCCACUGCUUACACAAGAGCCACAGUUUCCUGAGGUGAAAUCUGAGGUAUUAAGCCAAGGGUCACAAUUACAAAGUGAUAAAACUAUAGAGUUGAACUCCCCCCUACACUUGAAAAGUAUGAAGUCAUCUGAGUUGACUCUUCAGCCAAAGCUUCAGGGCGUGAAAUCUGAGGAUUUCAACACUGGGCCACAGUGGCAAGGUCUAAAAUCUUCUAAGCUACCGUUUGAGACAAAGUCCCAAGACAAGACAGUUACUGAGCUAAUCCCUGGCUCACAGUUGCAAGGUACAAUGUUUUCUAAAUUGACUGUGGGGACAAAGACUCAAGGUAUCAAAUAUACAGAUUUUGACCCUGGGUCAUUGUUACAAGGUGUAUACUCUUCUGGGUGGACCUCAAAGGCCAAGCUUCAAGAUGUAAAACAUAAAGAAUUUAGCCCCUGUCCCCAGCUGCAAGUUCUAAAAUCUUCUGAGCUGAUCCCGGCAUCAAAACUUCAAAAUGUGAAAUUGGUGUUCAACUCUGAGUCACAAUUUCAAGGAGAGAAAUCUUCUCAAUUAAUCUCAGACUCAAAUUUACAAGAUGUGGAAUCUGUAAAGUCCAAAUCUGGGCCAGCAUCGCAAGGUGUGAAAUCUGAGUUGACACUGGGGACAAAGCUUCAAAAAGUGAAAUCAGUGGAAUUCAAGUCAGGUCCACAGUUGCAAGAUAUAAAAUCUUCUAAGUGGAUCACGGGUAUAAAGCUUCAAGGUGUAGAAUCUAUGAAUUUCAGGUCUGGAUCAAACUUGCAGGGUGUGAAAUUGUCUGAAGUUAUCCCAAGGGAGAAGCUUCAAGGUGUGAAGUCUGUAGACCUGAAACCUAGUCCAAAGUUACAAGGUGCAAAAUCUGAUUUGACUCUGAGGAGGAAGAUUCCAGUUGUGAGAUCAGUAGACUCUGGCCAACACUUAAAAGAUAUGAAAUGUUCUGAACUGAUUAUGGGUAUAAAGCUUCAAGAUGUAAAAUCUAAAGGGUUAAAUUCUAGACCACACUUUCAAGGUAUGAUGAAAUCUGAAGCGGUCUUAGGGACAAUGCUUCAGGAAGCGCAAUCAAUGUUCAACUCUGAACCACAGAUUCAAAGUAAAAAAUGUUCUGAAUUGAUUCAAGGGACAAAGCUUCAAGAUGAAAAAUCCUUCGAGUUCAAUCGUGGACUGAAGUUACAAUGUGGGAAAUCUGAUUUAUCCCAGAAGAGGGAACUUCAAGGUGUGAAAUCACUGGAGUUCAACCCUCAACCACAGAGACAGGGUGAGAAAUCUGAUUUGAGGCUAGGGUGGAGGCUGCAAGAUUUGAAAUCUGUUGUUCCACAUCUGCAAGGUGUGACAUCCUCAGAGUUAACACCAAAGACAAAGCUUCAAAGUGGAGAAUCUAUAGAAUUCAUCACCAGGCCAAUGUGGCAAGAUAUGAAACCUUUUGAAUUGACUCUUGGUACAAAGGUACAAGAGGUGAAAUCUUUGGGGUUCAACUCAGCGCCACAGUUACAAGAUAGAAAAUUAUCUAUGUUGACAUCAAAGGCACACCUUCAAGGUGUGAAAUCUAUGGAAUUCAACCCUGUGGCAGAGUUGCAAGGUGCAAAAGCUUCUGGGUCUAUAAAGCUUCAAUUGAUAAACUCUACAGAAGUCAGUCCUAGCCUAGAAUUUCAGGUUGCAAAAUCCUGUAAGUUGGCCUUGGAAUCAAAGAUUCACAGUGGGAUAUCGUCUAAGAGCAAUGCUAGAAAGCAAAAGCAAGAUGAGAAAUCGUGUAAGCUGAACCCAUGGGAAGAGCUUCAAAAUGUAAAAGUCAUGGUGUUCAGUCCUAGGACACAUCCACAACAUAUAAAAUCUUCAGAAUCAUGCAAGAGGACAAAGCUUAAAAAUGUGAAAUCUUUUGAAUUCAAUCCUGACCAACAGCUACAAGAUAUGAAAUCUUCUGAUUUGAGUCUGGGAACAAGUCACCAAGGUAUUCAAUCUUUAGAGUUCAAUCCUGGACCACAGUUGCAAGAGGUAAAAUCUGAGUUGAGCACAGAAACUAAGCUUUCAGAUGAGAAAUUGCUGGAAUUCAACCAUGAGCCUAAAUUACAAGGUGGGAGAUGCUCUAAACUGAAGCCAGGGCCACAACUUCAAUGUGUGAAUUAUACACCAUUCAACACUGGGUCACAAGUGCAUGAUAAAAAAUCUUCAGAGUUGAUUCCCAGUAUGGAGCUUCAAGGUAGAAAAUCUAAGGUGCUCUGCGUUGGGCCAGAUUUGCAAGGUGUGAAUUCUUCUGCAUUCAUUUCAGAACCAAAACUUCAGUGUGUAAAUCCAACUGGAUGCAAGCCUGGGUCACAUGUGCAAGGUACAAGCUCUUCUGAAUUAACUUCAGUUUCAAAAUUUCAAGGUAUGGAGUCUUCUAAGUUAAAUUCAGGGACAGAGCUUCAAAGUGAGCCAUCUAUGGUGUUCAACCCUGGACCACAUUGCCAAGGUCUGAAAGGAGCAAAAUCAUCGGACCUGACUUCAGGGAAAAAAUGUCAACAUAUGGGAUCUGAGGAGAGACUAAGCACAAAGAAUCAGUGUGAGACAUCUAUGGUGUUCAACCCUGGACCACACUGUCAAGGUUUGAAACCUGAAUUGAGUCCAGAGUCAAAGUUUCUAAGUGUAACACCCACAGAAUGCAACCCUGGGCCACAGAUGCAGUGUGCAAAUUCUGAGUUGAAUCCAGAGCCAAAAUCACAAUGUUUAAAUUCUAUGGGUUGCAAAUGUGGGCCACCUUUGCAAGGUAUAAAAUCCCUUGAGUUGACUUCAGGGGAAAAAUGUCAAAAUAUGGGGUCUGAAGUGAAACCAUGUACAGGGAAUCAAUGUGAGACAUCCAUGGUGUUCAAUCCUGGACCACACUGCCAAGGUCGGAAAUCUGAAUUGAAUCCAGAGUUUCUAGGUGUAUCACCCACAGAAUGCAACCCUGGGCCAUGGAUGCAGUGUGCAAAGUCUUCUAAGUUGAAUCCAGAGCCAAAAUCACAAUGUUUAAAUUCUAUGGGUUGCAAACGUGGGGCAUCUUUGCAAGGUACAGAAUCCCUUGAGUCAACUUCAGGGAAAAAAUGUCAAAAUAUGGGAUCUGAAGUGAAGUCAUGUACAGGGAAUCAAUGUGAGACAUCUAUGGUGUUCAACCCUGGGCCACAUUGCCAAGGUCUGAAAUCUGAAUCGAUUUCAGGGUCAAAGUUUCUAAGUGUAACAACCACAGAAUGCAACCGUGGCCCACAGAUACAGUGUGAAAAUUCUUCUGAGCUGAAUCCAGAGCCAAAAUUACAAUGUGUAGAUUCUAUGAAGUGCAAAUGUGGGCCACCCUUGCAAGGUAUAAAAUCUCCUGAGUUAACUUCAGGGACAAAAUGUAAAGGUAGGAAAUCUUCUGAUUUUAAUCCAGGGCCAGAACUUCAAGGUAUAAAAUCUGUUAUGUUCAACCCUGUGCAGGAUUUACAAGACAUAAAAUGUGAAUUGACUCCAGGGACAAAGUCUCAAGGUAGAACUUCAACAAAGUUCAACUCUGGCCCACAGCAGCAAGGUGUAAAUUCUACUGGGUUGAAUUCAGGGAUAGAACUUCAAUACUUAAGUUCUGUAAAGUCUAAUCCAGGGCCACAGAUGCAUGGUAUGAAACCCUCUGAAAUGAACCCUGGGCCAGAAUCUCAUGGUACAAAAUCUAUGUUGUUCAACCUGGAAUCACACUUGCAAGAAGCAAAAUCUCCUGAGUUAACUUCAGGGACAAAGUUUCCAGAAGUCCAAUUUUUGGUCAAUCAUUCUGGGUCAGAGCAACAAGUUGUGCAGUCUGUGUUCACUUUGGGCCCUCAGUUAAAUGUUAUGAAACCUAUGUUAUUUUUACCAGAGCAACUGUUUGAAGAUAUAAAAUCUAUGAAGAUGAACAAAGAGCCACUGCUUUGUGGUACCAAUUCUACAAAACUGAUUUCAGACUCUGAGCUGCAGAAUUUGAAAUGGAACGUGUUUGCUCUAGAGCCAUGUUUUCAAAAAGUGAAAUCUAUGGAAUUAAAUUCAGGGCCACAUCCUCAAGGUAUGAAUUGUGGGGAGUUGCCCUCACACCUCAGGCAGCAUAGUAUAAGAUCUGUGGUGUUUGCCCCAGAGCCAUGUUUUCAAGAUGGGAAACCUCUGGAGUUGAAACCAGAGACACAACCUCAAGAUGUGAAUUCUAAUAAACUGAUUCCUUGCUUCAGGCAGAAAUCUGUAGUGUCUGUAUCACUGCCAUGUUCUCAAGAUGUGAAAUCUAUGAAGUCAAACCUACUGCCCCAAUCUCAAAGUAUGAAUUUUUUAGGAUCAUCAUCAUGUCUCAGGUCACAAUGUGUUAAAUCUGAGAUCUCUGCACCAGAGCCAUGUCUUCAAAAUAUGAAAUCUGUAGAGUUGACACCAGGGUCUCAAGAACAAGGCAUGAAUUGCCAGGGGCUGACUUCAGGAUUGCAAGGUGUCAAAUCAGGAAUCUCGGCACCAGAGUCAACUAAGAACUUCAUACCAGGACCAAUGUUGACUAGUGUCAAAUUUUCAAAUUUAUCUCCAGAAUCACAGCAACAAGGUGUGAAACAUUUGGAGUUUACUCCAGAACCAAAGUUGCAAAGCACAAGGCAUGCAAAAUCAUCUGCAGUGUCUCUGCAACAAGCUAUAAAACCUGUGGAGUUAGCAUCAGAGUCACUGUUUCAAAGACCAAAAUCUGAGGAUCUAACUCCAAGAACAAGCUCUCAAAUGAUAGGCUCCUCUGAAAUCAUCCCUAGGCCAGGGCAUCACUUAAUAGAACAUGAAGAGAUGAUUCCAAAGCCAAUGCAUCGAGUCCCUAAAUCUGUUAGUUUGACUUCAAUACCAAUUUAUCAAGUUACAGAUUCUUCAAAAAUGGCACAAAGUUUGGCACAUCAAGACACAGAAACUGUAGAGAAAUCUGUGAAGUUGAUCCAAAAGCCAAAAGGAAAAGCCAUGAAAGCUUCAGGAAUGCCUCUGAAACUAGAUCUUCAAGUACCAGAAUUUGUUGAUCUGACUCCAGUGCUAAGGAAUCAAGAUUCAAAAUCCUUAGAAUCAACACCAAAGAAAAGCCACCGAAUCCUGGAAACUCUGGAGUUGCUCUCUCAGUCAGGGUCCCAAGUUAAGGAGUUACAUACAGGGCAGCUGCAGCAAGUUGUGGAAUCUGAAGGGAUGACUUCAGGACCCAAGGAUCACAUUACAGAAACUAUGGGGUUGACCUUCAAGACAAAGCUGAAAGGGGAGGAAUUUCUAGGAAGGAGUCCAAAACCAGUAAGUAAAACCACUGAUGCAGACAGAUAUUCAAGGCCCUACCCUCAAGCCCGGGAAUCUGUGGAGGUGAUCUCCACGCAAAAACUGCCAAGAGGAGAGUCUAUAGCAUUGAUUACAAAGGCAUUUCAAGAUGUCCCAGAAUCUUCAGAGAUGACAGAAGGGAUACGAUAUCAAGUUCCUGGGUCUAUAGGUUUGACCUCUAAGCGAUUCCUAAAGGCAAAGCAAACAGGUCAAGUUGCAGGAUACGCAGAAUCUGCAGAGGUCACCACUGAGACAUGGCAACAAGGGGAGAGAAAAAUGAAGCUUACACAGUCACAGAAUCAAAGUACAAAAUAUUCAGAAACAGCCCCAGGACUACUGGGUCAAAUUACAGAAUUCAUGAGGAUUAGUCCAAAGCCACUAGAACAAGUCACAAACUCUACAAAGACACAGCUUCAAGUUGCUCAAGCAAUAGGGGUAAAGCCAGUAGCUCCCAUCAGAGUUGCUACACCUGUGAAAGUGACUCCUGGGCCACCAUAUCAAGUUGUGAAGUCUGUAACAUUAACAUCAUGGCCAAACUCUCAAAUGGUAGACUGUGCUGAGUUGACUUCAAAACCACAAGAUGUGAGACUUUCGGAGUUUACCUCAGGCUUAAGGUUGCAAAAUGCAAAAUUUAAGAAAUUAAGCACAGAACCAAAGUACCAAACUUUGAAAAGAAUGGAUUUUACAGGGUUUCAAAUUGUAAAGACUAUGGGGCCACCACUUCAAAUUGUAAAAUCUGAGGAAUUAGCACCAGGGCCAAUUCCCCAGAUUGCAGAACCAAUAAGAGUGGGGCUUAAGGCAACAAAUUACUUGGAUUUAUUCCCAAGGCUACAUCUUCAAGAACCAGUAGAAUCUGUAGAAUUAACUCCAAGGCCAAAUACUGAAGUGAAAUCUGCAGAAUUAACCACACAGCCAACAUCUACACUUGAGGCACCUACAGUGUUAAAUCAUAAACAAGGGCUUCAGGCUGUGAAAUCUACAGGGAUAAAAACAGGGCCUCCUCAAGUCAUGGAAUCUGAGGAUUUGAAUUUAAGUGAGGUGUGUCAGAAUAAGGACUCUGAGGAGGGAUCAUCAGAAGAAGAGUUACAAAUAGGGAAUUAUUUCUCUAGGUUUGUAAACAACUCUUCAGACUCACUUACCUCAAGUUCUGUCAGAACAUCUGAAUUAGAUCUUUGGGAUUCUGAGAUGCCACAAGCAUCAAAUGUGUUGGAUAUAAAAAACCUUGUGACAGAUAUUUUGCAACCUGAGGAGUCUUUUAUAGACCUUGAUAUGAUACAAUCUUCAACUUUUUCCUUAUCCCUUCAUAACCAACCCCCUGCUGAGACAGCUAUUACUGUAAAAAACUCAAAUUCUGAGAUCCCAGGAGUGGAUGUCAUACCUAAUGAAAGGACUAAGAGGAAACAUGUGGAGGAGUCAGAGAGCUCACUCCAGAGACUCUCACAACAUUCACCACAAGACUGGAGAUCACCACCUAAGUUUUUCCAGGCAGAGUCAGGGGCUCAAAGAGCCCGUUCCUGGCCUGUCCUGGGCAGGCAACAGAAUGUCUGGGAGAGUCGCUCCUCGAGGCCACGACUACCUAGAAAAUAUCUCUCCAAUAUGCUAAUGAUGGGGAAUGUCUUGGGGACCACUAUGGAAAGGAAACUUUCUUCUCAAACAUCUUUAACAGAAAGAGCCACUGAAGAUACCUGUCAAUCUAUUCAGAAUUUAUUUGGGGUUCCAGCUGAAUUGAUGACAUGUUCUGAGAGACUGCUUGAGAAGGGUCAAGGUACUAUCUCUCAGCCUUCAGUGGUCAAAAACUACAUUCAGAGACAUACUUCAUGCCAUGGUCAUGAGAAGAAAACACCUUUAAGGAUAUGGACACGUAGUUCCAUGCCCUCCAUAAUACAGCACUACUCUGGGAGUAGAAAGAGAGAAAAGAAAAAGUCAAAACCCUGCGAUAUAUCCCAGGAAGUCAUUCAGUACAUGCCUGUUUCAUGCACAGGGAGUCAGCCUCCUGCCCCAGCAAAGUCAGAGUCUUCCCUCAACAUAUUUUUUGCCAGGAGAGAUUCUGUUCCAAUGGAAGAGACUGAGAACUCACAGAGUGAUUCACAGACAAGGAUUUUUGAGUCCCAACACUCCCUCAGGCCAAGUUAUCUUCCCCAGGCCAAGACUGACUUCUCAGAACAGUUCCAGCUGCUACAAGAUUUGCAACUAAAAAUAGCAGCAAAACUGUUGAGGAGUCAAAUACCCCCCAAUGUACCUCCACCUUUAGCUUCAGGUCUGGUCCUAAAAUAUCCUAUCUGCCUACAGUGUGGCCGAUGUUCAGGAUUUAAUUGCUGUCAUAAAUUACAGGCUGCUUUUGGGCCUCACCUUCUUAUUUAUCCACAGCUUCACCUUGUAAGCACUCCUGAAGGCCAUGGAGAGAUUAGGUUACAUCUUGGCUUUAGGUUGCGAACUGGUAAAAGACCCCAGCUCCCAAAGUAUCACAGAAGAGACAGACCAGUCACACCAAGGAGCCUUAGAUCAACAUCAUUAAGGAAAGCCAAAGGUUAUACACGAGCUUCCAAGAGUCCUACUUCUACAAUAAAUUUCCAGUCUGGGUCGUCCCAGGCUCCUGCUCCUAUAGAAGUCCAUAUCAGGCAAAGGCAAUAUGACAGCUCUAGCCUAAUAGAAAAGACAGAAAUUAGAGAGCCUGGACACUAUGAGUUCACUCAAGUUCACUCUCUAUCAGAGAGUGACUCUGAAAGCUAUCAGGAUGAAAAAUGGGCUAAAGUGAGAACCAAAAAGACCUAUGAUUCAAAAUAUCCAAUGAAAAGAAUCCCCAAGGAAGUUAGAUCACAAAAUACAAAGUUCUAUACAAAUGGUAGAGCUAUAAUACAGAGUUCCUCUAGGGAAUUACCAAACCAGUUAAGAAGGAAGAGGAGUGGAGCAUCUCAGACAAUGACUGCCUCUUUAAAAAGACAACCUAAGAAAUCCUCCCAACCAAAAUUUAUUCAACUGCUUUUUCAGGGCCUAAAGCAGGCAAUUCAAACAGCACACAGAAUUAUGGCUUUGGCUGGGCAGAAGCCUGAGGACACAACAAGGUCAGACUAUUUCUGGUCAAGCAAAACCUACCUUCCAAAACAAAAAGCCAGAGACUACUGCUCAACAAAAGACAGCAAAAGACACAGGAUGCCAACUCUCAAGCUAAGGCAUUCAAACUCAGUCACCAAGCAGGAAAGCACACAGUGGGAAGAAACAGACCAAUUCAGACCAGCUCAACAACCAAAAAGGGAUAGCUCUUUCCAACUCAGACCUAAGCAAUUACCCAAGCCCACAGUUUUCCAAAGAAUUACCACUCUCAAAAACAUCUCAACCAGCCAGUGUUUGGGUCCUGUUCAAAAUGAGAGUAGUAGCAGAGCUAAGAAAAACUUUAACAGAAAUGAAAUCUCUACCCAGGAGUCCAAGAACUUCAAACCAGGAAUCAGAGUUCAUGCUGGAGGGAGACUCUUACAACCUGGUUCUCUUAUGAAGAGGACUUCACACAGUCACCUUAAAGGGAAACCCACACACAAGGAACGAAACCACCAGAGCUUCGGCUUCAGUAGGGAAAGAACCCCAUGUUACUCUUCUGGAAGAAGCCAAUACAGUCCCUCUGAGAGGAGCCAUAGAAGUGCCUCUGAGAGAAGCCACCGCAGCGCCUCUGAAAGGAGCCACCGCAGUGCCUCUGGGAGAAGCCGUCGAAGUGCCUCUGAGAGAAGCCAUCGAAGUGCCUCUGAGAGAAGCCAUCACAGUGCCUCUGAGAGAAGCCAUCGAAGCGCCUCUGAGAGGAGCCAUCGCAGCGCCUCAGAGAGGAGCCAUCGCAGCGCCUCUGAGAGGAGCCAUCGCAGCGCCUCUGAGAGGAGUCAUCCAAACCCUUCUCAGAGGAGCCAUCACAGUCUCUCUGAGAGGAGCUAUCGAGGUCCCUCUGAGAGGAGAUGUCGCAGUCCCUCUGAGAGGAGAUGUCGCAGUCCCUCUGAGAGGAGCAAUCGCAGUCUCUUUGAGAAAAUUCGUCGCAGUUCCUCUGAGAGGAGAGGACACAGUGCUUCUGAGAGAAGACAGCACAAGCCCUCUGAGGGGAGCAGACAAAGUCCCUCUGAGAGGAGCCACAACAAUCCCCUCAAGGAGAGACUCAAACACAGCUCCCCUAGGCAGAGGCCCAGGCAUGGUUUGAGUAAAGAUUUCAAGAGUAACUCUAACACGUCUCCUAGAGACCACACCAAAAAUCACCAAAGGAGGGCAAGUUUGGAGGCCUGACGCUAGUAGAUGGAAGAGACCCGCCCCGUUAUUCAUUGCCUAGCUCAAGUCUCCCCUGAGCGGCUCUGGCUUCUUUCCUACUCGGCCAAGGCCUCCACUUCCUAAGCCCUCAGCAAUGAAAGAGCUUCUUCGUCUCUCUACCUGGGGGGAGGGAGAGCGGGAAUGGGUCUGUCACUUCCCUAAGAUAAAUAAAGGGGCAAUAAUUGACCUUCCUGUGCAUCAAGAAAGACCACUCUUCUCGCGGGGUGGAGCCUGGGGGCGCCGGAAGGGCAGGAGAGGUUGUGCAAACCGAGGGAACGAAAGGGAGGGGCUCUCAGGCCAAAGUUGACGCUCCAAACCCCACCCCCAGUUUCCCGGGUCCCACCGCGCA